Messenger RNA from Bolinopsis microptera, 1179 nucleotides. RefSeq lists its product as uncharacterized. The record is from RefSeq and is a predicted model, not a curated record. The transcript has a single exon. The coding region runs from base 1 to 1179 and encodes 392 amino acids. Lineage: Eukaryota; Metazoa; Ctenophora; Tentaculata; Lobata; Bolinopsidae.
AUGUGGGAGGUACUGAAGGAAGCAAAGGUCAAGAAGAAGGACCUGAGUGUGGUAUGGCUUGACCUGGCUAACGCUUACGGAGCGGUACCCCAUGUUCUGAUUGCCAGGGCCCUCCGUUUCUACAACGUCCCCGAGAAGGUUAUCAAUAUUAUCCUACGGUACUUCUCCGGGGUAUUCGGAAGGUUCUCCUCAAGAACGGUGACAUCAGACUGGCAGCAGUUUGAGAUAGGAAUCUUCAUGGGGUGUGUGAUAUCAGUCAUCUUGUUUGUCUUGUGCAUGAACCUUGGGCAUGAACACCUAAAGUCUAAGGUUCCGAGAAGCAUUGAGUACAUCAAGGAUGACACACCGAUACCAACUCUGAAGCUGUUUAUGGACGAUAGCUGUCUGACGACCGCACGUGCAGAGGAUAUGCAAACGUUACUCAAUGUGUUUCAGAAGUACGUGGACUGGUCCAGAUUUAAGUUAAAGUCCUCCAAGUCCAGAGCACUGGUGUUGAAGAAGGGAGUGGCUGUGAGGUGGGGUGAGGAGGUAGUGGUAGGAGAGGAGGAGGUGGAGAGAGAAGAGUUGUGUUUGCAGUUGGGUGGUGAGGUGAUUCCGAAUGUGUCAGAGAAGCCGAUAAAAUUCCUUGGGAGAUGGAUAAGAGUGGAAGGAAAUGACAAAUCAGUCAUCGACUCAACCAAGGUCGACCUUAACACUUUUCUUCGGAGACUCGAUGAAAGUUCCCUUACUGGACUCCAGAAGUGCUGGGGAUAUCAGUACAUGGUCCUUCCAAAAAUGAAGUGGCCUCUUGCCAUCUAUGAUAUUCCGAUCACAACAGUUACCAGAUGGGAACAGAAUACCAAUAGUUUCCUCAGGAAGUGGUUAGGGGUGGGGCACACUCUGAGUGGUCUUUGUCUGUUCAGUCAAUCAUCCAGUGUGGCCUUACCGGUGAGCAGUUUGACAGAUACAUGGAAGAUAGAGAAGUGUCGACUGUUGCAAUCCUAUCAGACAUCUAAGGAUGACCUGAUUAAAGCAGUCCAGCCCCAAGUUCGUUCUGGUAGAGUUUGGAGGCCUGAGACAGAACUGGAAGAGGCCAGAAGAGAUUUGGUCUGUGAAUCGGUGCGAGGGAUGGUGCAACCUCAAAAAAGAGUUGGCAUCGGUUUUGGUGACUGGAAAAAAACCUUGGGAGAGGAUGGAUGA